Molecule: messenger RNA, 1604 nt
Organism: Eurypyga helias (sunbittern)
Lineage: Eukaryota; Metazoa; Chordata; Aves; Eurypygiformes; Eurypygidae
Product: spectrin beta chain, non-erythrocytic 4-like
Exons: 6
Biological process (GO): actin cytoskeleton organization
Cellular component (GO): cell junction; cortical actin cytoskeleton; cell projection
Molecular function (GO): actin filament binding
Source: RefSeq, a predicted model, not a curated record
CUUCUGCUCUCCAAGGAUUUGGGGAAGCAUCUGCUGGAGGUGGAGGACCUGCUGCAGAAGCACGGGCUGCUGGAGGCGGACAUCUCCGCCCAGACCGAGCGGGUGCGGGCGCUCAACGCCGCCGCGCUCAAGUUUUCGGAGCUGGAGGGUUACCAACCCUGCGACCCCCAGAUCAUCUGCAACCGGGUCAACCACGAGCAGCUCCUGGCCGCCAAGACGUGCGGCCGCGACCUCAGCAGCGUCUUGACGUUGACCAACAAGCACAAGAGCAUGUUGGGCGAGUUGGGCAACCGCCGGGCGCUCUUGCACCAAACCAUGAAGAGGGGGGAGCAGCUCUUGACCAAGAAACGCUUCAGCCCCGGUGGGAUCCAGGAGAAGAUGCGGGAAGUCCGGCUCCGUUGGAAGAAGCUGGAGGAAGUGACGGGGUUACACCAACAGCGGUUGCAGGAGGCCCUCAACUUCUUCCAGUUCAGCGCCGAGACGGACGACUUGGUGGCCUGGUUGCAGGACACCUACCGCAUCGUCUCCAGCGACGACUUCGGCCACGACGACUACUCCACCCAGGCCCUUCUCCGCAAGCACCGGGCGGUGGUGGAAGAGGUGGAGAAGCACCGGGCGGCCGUCUUGGCCCUCCGGAAGCAGUUGGCUCUCCUGGCGCCCGAGCACCGCCAAGGGGUGGACGUGCAGAUCCGGGUGGUGGAGGUGGAGCAGCUCUACGGGGAGGUGGCGGAGGUGGCCGUGCUGCGGCAGCACGCCUUGGCCGUCUACCGCAUGUUCGGCGAGGUGCACGCCUGCGAGGUCUGGGUGGACGAGAAGGAGCAGUGGUUGGAGAGGAUGGAGGUGCCGGAGGAGCUGGAUGAGGUCGAGGUGGUCCAACAUAGGUUCGAGAGCCUGGACCAGGAGAUGAACAGCGUCAUGGGCCGCAUCCUGGACGUCAACCAGGUGGUGCAGCAGUUGGUGGACGGGGGCCACCCCAGCUCCGAGGAGGUCCGCGCCUGCCAGGACCACCUCAACGGCAGGUGGAACCGGGUGGUGGAGCUGGUGGAACGUAAGAAAAGCCAACUCAGCUCCGUCCUGAAGAUCCAGAACUACCUGCUGGAGUGCGGCGAGAUGAAGGAGCAGGUCCGGGAGAAGAGAAAAGCCAUCGAAGCCACGCGGUCCGGCGGCGGCGACCUGGGGGGCGUCUUGGCCUUGCAACGCCGCCUCUCCACCAUGGAGGCGGCUCUGGUGGUUUUGGAACCUCGGUUGGCGGAGCUUCAACGGGAAGGAGAAUCCUUGGCCGACGCCCACCCGGGAAGAGCCCUGGAGAUCCUGCUGCCCUUCGAGCAGAUCAGCGAGGAGUGGGAGGCCCUGAAACGGCAACAGUUCAUCCAAGACUUGGACAACUUCUUGGGUUGGUUGGUGAAGACCCAAGCGGCCGUCGCCUCCGAGGAGAUGCCGGAGAGCUUGAGCGAAGCGGAGAGGUUGUUGAACCAACACGCCGCCCUCAAAGAGGAGAUCAACGGCUACGAGGAGGACUACGCCAAGAUCCAGGCGGCCAGCGACCUCCUGGCCUUGGAGGAGACGGAGGUGCCGUACCUCUCGUUGCAGCAGUGGCUGCAGAA